This is a messenger RNA of Ruditapes philippinarum (Manila clam), 6938 nucleotides long. RefSeq names its product furin-1-like. The record is from RefSeq and is a predicted model, not a curated record. Bases 2650 to 4644 code for a protein of 664 amino acids. Gene Ontology annotation, molecular function: serine-type endopeptidase activity. NCBI's taxonomy places the organism in Eukaryota, Metazoa, Mollusca, Bivalvia, Venerida, Veneridae. Gene Ontology annotation, cellular component: trans-Golgi network; Golgi membrane. The transcript is spliced from 17 exons. Gene Ontology annotation, biological process: protein processing.
ACAUACAAUGAUGGGACGACUCACGUAUUUAUCUGCAUAAAACUGGGUUCUUGUUGUUCACAGAGAAAUGCGAUAGCAGUUAGAAACUGUAAUAGUUUCUUUGUUUUUGAACUGAGAAGAUUGCCUAAUUGCGAUAUACGAUAUUGCUUCAAUAAAAACGAUACUCCUCUUGUAACCGUUGCAACAACAACAACAAGUACAACAUCUACAACAGAAUCUACAUCAACAAGUUAUACAACGACAAUGAAAUCAACAACUCCCUCAACCUUUUUCACAUCAACAAGUUACAAAACUACCAGACAGUCAACAACUUUCCCAUCUUUUUCCACAUCAGCAAGUUACAAAAUCACCAGAAAACCAACAACUUCGAUUUCAACCACAGUGUCUACAGCUUUCACAUCCCGAAUGAUAUCUUAUAUCACAAGAACGAGAGACUUAGACAAAAAACCAUCUACCAGUACGUCUACUCGUUUCAAAAAGAAAACAAAGAACGCAGAUGAAACAACGCUUGUAAUUGCUACAUGUGGAAGCAUUGGAGCCCUACUUUUAGUUAUAGUCAUUUUUAUAGUUUUAUUUAGAGUGCUAGUAUACAGACCAAACCUUCAGCAGAUUCGACCUGAUGAUCAUUAGUCUCUACCAGAAUGUCAUGACAUGGAAAGAAAUGUAAAAUUUGAUGCAGGGCAUUUACAGUCAAGAACUCACAUUUCAGCAUAAUAAGAUCGAAAAGAACCGAACCUUAAACGUAUACGAUGCCGGCAAUAAAUCAGCCGCGUCACGACAAAACCAACAUAAUGGGUUUGCGCGGAUGCGCAGGCUGGUCUGGAUCCAUGUUGGUCGCAAACCCAUUAUGUUGGUUUUGUCAUGACGCGGCUCAAAUAUCAUUAUGGUUUGAAGAAGCUUUGAUUUUAAAAUUAACAAAAUGUUUAUGUAAAUUGUGAAGUAGAGAGUACUAUUCUAAAAAAAUGUUCAAGGACAAAUGAUCACAUCAUUAUAACAAAAAGAAUUGUGUUGUUAAAAGAAUUGUGUUGAACGAAUAUGGUUAUGAUGAUCUCGAGGAAUAUGCCAUUAGACACACCCUUUAAUCUUAAUUUAUCUUUUCAAUAAUUAAUGACAUAGUGAUUUUGUGCUCUCCAUUCAUCUGUUAGGAAUUGACACAUUUUAUCCAUAGUUAUAACUAUUGUCUUUGUCUUAUGUCUCAAAAGGUAUUUUUCUGGGACAAAACUGCCAGUAGUUUGUUUGUUAUUCUAAGUUUUCUACAUGUAUUUCUGUCAAAUAGCGUUUCCAUUUUUUCUAUUUAUCAUUUCUUUUUAGAAACAUUCAGUUAUUUUUGUUCAGUUUAAAUAAUUGAUUGAAUGAAAAAAUAUAUAUAUAAAAUAUAUAUGAAACAUUGACUUUGUGGGGAGGGAUGUUGUUAAUGUUGUUAUAACUUGUAGUCCGACUAAUUUGCACUAUAUGUUUGUAAAAAUAUGAUUUUGUAUUAUUCAUGGCACCUUCCAAUUAUAUAUAUAAUUAUAUAUUAAUAAAUUGCAAUAGAUUCAAACUGUAAAUCUACGCAAAUUUUGACCAUUUAGCGUGCGUUCUUUGGUUUAAUUUAAACGAUGUUUAUGUGAAAAAUACAUUUAUAGAGAUUAGAUUUUGUAAAAUAAAAAGGAGGAAAGCUUAAAUUUACGCAAUUAUCUUUAACUUUAACUCUGAUUUAAAUACUUCUUUGAAAUGUUGUUUUGAUAGCAUUGUAUCGAUAUAUCUUAUGUUUUAUUACCCGUCUAAUUAAAUGCACAUUCGUCUAGUCAAGUGCAUCUCAUUCGUCUUUGAACUUAAAAUCGCUUGCUAGAGGUUAAUCUGUGUACAUUUAUGACUUUGCAAUAAAACUUUUACUUGAUAUUAUCUGAAAGUAAACGUGCAUUUGUCAUUUACAGUUAAAGGGGUUUAUUUACGUAUGCUAUUACGCAUGUAGAAACAGUCUCAAUAAUUACUCUAUUUUAUAUUAAGUAGCAUUAAUGAAUGUUUUCUUAUCAAAAUAUAUGAUGCAAUAUAUCUUUUUUUUCUUGACAUUGACGUUAUAAAUGAUUGAGCUGUCUAGACGUUAGCACCAAGUUCUGAAGCCUACACCAUAAAUAAAUACUUAUAUUUUUUACAUUUCAUACAUUUUAAUGAGUACUGAUUUAAUUCUAAAGAAAGGCGAUCCAUUGGCUCACUAUAAUGACUAUGUAAAAUCAAUGUAUGAAAGAUAAAAAUGUAGAUAACAAUAACCGAAACCAGUUAUAAAUAGCUACACCUUAAACACUUAAUUUAUCAGAAAUGUCAAAGAUAGAUACUUGGAACCAUGAUUGUGCAAAUCUAUGUUCCCCUUUUGUUUAAACUCAAAUAACCAAUCCUCGGGAUUGGUAAUGUCAUAGCAGCAAUAAACAAACAAAUUUAAUAUUUUUCAUCCUGGUUUCUCUGAUAACAGCAUUUAGGAUAAUGAAUGUGGAUUAAAUAUAGUGCACGGUGCAUGGUGCAAACUGAUAACGCAUGUUUGUCAUUGUAUUUCUUCAAAUCAAUUGAUAUUGGUUUGAACGCUUGAACAUGUUAGCUACGACAUUUUAUGUUAUCUAUUAAAACAUUACAUGUUUGAAAUAAAGUGAAUGUGAAUAAAGUAAAAAGGAAGUUAUGUUUUUAAGACAAAUAGUAUUUAUUGUUUUAACUAUUAAUAUCUGCCGUGCAAAUUAUAGUAAUAAAUGGCUGAUAAAGGGGGAUUUAACCUAUGAAGAAAUACACAGGACAGCUGAAAGGUUUGGUUUUCAAGUUCUUAAGAAGCUUAGAACAGAACAUUAUGUUUUAACAAGAGAUGACGUUUCCAAAUAUUCAAGGCAUAGGUCUGAUUUUCAUACAAAACUACUUAAAGAACAUGGCAAGAUAUCGUUUGUUAAACAAGAACAAUGGACGAAGGUAAAUCGUAGAGCAAUUAAUCUGCCACCACAGGAUGAGAAAUGGAAACAAAUGUGGUACAUAAACGAAAUGACAAACGUCAGCCUCGGGAUUUUACAAGCCUGGAAGUCAAACUACACAGGAAAAGGUGUGGCCAUCUCCAUAGUAGACGACGGCGUUGACUAUAAGCAUAUAGAUCUCAUAAAUCGCUAUGAUAGUGUCCAUAGUAAAGAUGUCUACGAUGACGACGGUGACCCAACACCAAUAGGAAAAAACUUCAGCCAUGGAACAAAGUGUGCUGGUAUGGCACUAGCAACAUCAAACAAAGAUUGCGUGGUUGGCGUGGCACCUGAAGCCAAUCUUAUAGCAAUUAGAAUGAUCGGACCUCGGGGAGUUUUACCAUCUGGUCAAAUUGAAGGUUUAGACAAUGAAUUUGCGCACAUAUCGUCAAACAGCUGGGGUGGAGUUGAUUUAACUUUUGAUGAACCUUCAUCUCAAAUAAAAGAAGCACUUAAAGUAGGUGUCACAAAAGGUCGCUCUGGUAAAGGAGUAGUUUAUGUUUUCGCUGGAGGCAAUGGAGGUUUUGAUGAUAACUGUAACACUGAUGGAUAUGUAAACAGCAUCUACACAAUUGGAAUAAACAGUGUGACCAUUGACAAUGAUUAUCCCGGUUAUGCUGAACCUUGUACUGCCAUCCUUGCAAGCGCAUACUCUGGAAAUUCUUUUAGCGAUAUGUGUGCAACUGAUAUCAACCAAGGGUGUGUAACAGAUUUCACUGGAACUUCAGCUUCAGCACCAUUGGCAUCUGGACUUCUUGCACUAGUUUUACAAGCAAAACCAGAUCUACACUGGCGUGAUAUACAAGAACUUAUUGUAAGAACAUCAAAGACUGGUAGCUUAAAAUACGGAGAAUUCAAGACAAACGCUCUGGGAAGAAAAGUCAGUGAUUGGUUUGGGUAUGGGCUUUUAGAUGCAAAUAAUCUUAUCAAGACAGCUCGAAAUUGGACAAGUUUGCCAAAACAGAAUAUGUGCGACAGACCCUUUGAAACGGUGAACAGCAAAAUUAACAAAGGAGACAAAUCAAGGAUUAUAGAAAAGAUUGUAAUAAUGGACGGUUGCAACGACACUUGGAAAUGUGUAAACAGUAUAGAACAUGUGGAGGUUCAAGUAAAAUUUGACUUCACCCAAAGAGGCGCAGUAGAACUGAAAAUACAGUCACCCUCUGGUACAGAAAGCAGAUUGUUGAGGCCAAGAAAUGGGGACACAGCAACAGACGGCACUCAGGACUGGACAUACAUGUCUGUACAGCACUGGGGUGAAAAUCCAAUUGGUUCUUGGAAGCUGAUCUUCUCAAUGAAUUCAAAUAUAAAUGCAGCAGGAACGCUGAUUGGAUGGAAAUUGAUAUUGUAUGGCACUGGUGUAGGCUGUACAAAACCACGUAAGCCAGUUUCUCCCCAAUACACCAAGCAUAAACCAUUUACACCACCACUUACGUUUUCAACUACCAAAAAGAAAACCAAGUAUAAACCAAAACCAACUGAUGUGUAUGUGUGUGAUAUAACCAACAAGGAAAGACUUUUAAAAAUUGUUGGAUCUAUAGUUGGGACAUUCUCUACAACGGCACUUGUUAUGGCGAUAAUUCUUGUCUUUUACGUUCGAAGGAAAAUACGUACUCGUAAAGAGAAGCAGUCCAGUCACAUCAACAAAACGGACGUAGUAAAGCAAAUUAAGGCAUAGCGUUUCAGAAGGACCUUAGUAAAUGAUUGUCAAAGGACACAAUUUUAAGAAUGUGAAAUAUUAUCUACUCAUAUUCAAUAUUUAGCUGGUGGUUAUGAUGUGAUAUCGACGCAAUGAAUUUUCUUAUCAGUACAUAUCAAUCUGACAAAAGUUCAGAUUUACUUAUUUCUUACACGUAGAUCUGAUUGCCACCGUAUAGGUUUCGCUCUCAUUAUGAUUCGGCUUUCCCCGUAAAAUAUAUUUUUAGCCAUGCAAUGGAACCGGUUCAUUAGAAGAAGUAUCAAAAUAUCGUUGCCCGUGGAAGUAAAAGAAAUCAUUGAUUUGUGUUCGGAAAAAAAUGUUUGAAGUGAUUUGAAACAAGUAAAAUUGAAAUAAUAGAUUCAUUUUUUAAUGGGCAAGAUUGUUGCAGGUUAUAUGGAAAACGCCGUGUUUGUUCUCUCGAAAUCGUGACUAUUGGUUUUCAAGCGGUUAAAAUUAACAAACGCAUCGCUUUCAGUAUUGUGAAAGUCACGAGAAGGUUACAACCUACCGGUGAUCGUCAGAUCUUUGUGUGAAGGGUUAUGAAGGAGCUUAUUUUUACCAGAUUGCAGUACAUAUCACAACAUAUUCAAUAGUCCAUACCUGUUUUAUAAUGAGCUCAUGGUAGUUUAAGGGUCUCUGCCAUGAAAAUAUGGUAACAAUAAUCUGAGAUGUUAUGAAUGAAUAUAAGCAAUACUAAAUAUGUGCUUUUUGAAUACGAUGCAAACUGACGUUUUUCCGAGCUAUCAAAAGUACUUACCGGAAACACUCGUUGCAAAGUAUUUUUUUAUAAUAUUAAUUGACAUUUUAUUUAAGUUCUACUUUUGUACUUACAUACUUUGCAUAAAUAAUUUUUAUAAUAAUCUUUUAUUUACUUUGAUUUUCAAACAUUACCGUCCAUUUUAUUAUUAUUAUUUUAUUUAUUUUUAUUAUUAUUAUUUUUUUUUUUUUUAUUACUUGAUAUUUAUUUUUUUAAUUUAUUUUUUUAAUUUAUUUUUUAAUUUAAUUUAGAAAAAAACCUUGAAAUAGCUGUGCAAAAAUACACUAUGAAUACCCUUUACAACGUGUAUUGACAGGAAACUUAAAAAUAAGUAAUAAUAAGUGCUUCAAUUCAUCUUUAUAUUACUGAAUUUUCUUUUCUUCAUUUUCAGUCUAUUUUUUAUUGUCUUCAAUAAAUGAUCUAUCCGUUCAGAAUUCACAUUAUAAAUUUAAUAUUAUAAUACUUAUUAUGCAUGUACCGGUAUAUUUAUAAUAAAUAAAAGUAUUAGUAUGGUGAGUGGUUGGCGCUUCGGACUAGUCAUGUGGUUGGCGCUUCGGACUAGUCAUCUAUUUAAACCCCGUCAGGGUCAAGCCAUUAUUUUCUUGAGCAAGAAACUUAGCACUAAAUGAAUAAUCCGAGACCACAAAACAACGGAAUCACUAUGGUGAGAGGUCGAAAGUACGAUGACGAUGAUACUAUAUUAUACCGAGUUUUCACCAUCGUGUUUUUUUUUUUUGAUUUGUUGUUUGUUUAUUUUUCGACAUUUAACUAUCAUAAAUUCGUUUUAACGUUGUUUCGCGUUAUGUGUUUGUCACUAUGGCUCUAAUGGGACAUCGUGGAAAUCAGAAGAAUACUUUCUGGAAGAAAAUAUUUCCCUUGUUUAGCGUUUAUUUAGGGCAUGUUUCACUUAUUUCUUUAAGAAAAAUGCAAAUUACGUUCAUUUUAUGUACUAGUAUUCUGUAACUAUUUAAAUAAUUAGAUAAACAAUAAUUUUGUAAUCCGGAAAUGUAGGCCUAAAGCUUUAUACACUAGUAUGAAAUGCAUACACUAUUUUAGAUAUAUGUACUAACUAGUAUGUCCCUAUACGUGUUUGAAUUUGGGUCAUACCGCUCAUUUAGGCAAAGAUGUUUUGGCCCGAACACCAUCCUUUAAUUAAUGUUUGUUCAAACUUCGGUUUUACAUCGGUUUUUGAGAAACUAUUUUGUGCUUAUAUAAAACAAUUCACGGUUACCAAACAUUGCUCAAGCCGAAAGAAGACACGGAGCGGGAGAUGGGUGUCGUAACCCAAUUACUUUUCCAUAAUUAGAAUAUGUGACCAAUUGUUUAGGAGUCCAAUGCUGUAUCCAUUGACCACUGACACCGUAAGCUUUAUGUUACUAAAGUAUUGGCUGAGUAUACUCUUGCUUCGUCAUAGAUAUAAAUGUGGAUCAUAUAUAUAACAGAAAAAAAUAGAUGCGACAAAUGUAAGAUAUACAACACUUGAAAAAUUCAACAUAACCACAAAACUCGCAUUAGA